This is a messenger RNA of Adineta ricciae, 2796 nucleotides long. The record is from the annotation of a GenBank genome assembly. Lineage: Eukaryota; Metazoa; Rotifera; Eurotatoria; Adinetida; Adinetidae.
AUGUCUUUCUUCCACCGACUAUUCAAAUUUCGAAUAUUCAAAUUUCGUACAACUCUCGCCGAAGAACUAGAAGAUCUUCAUACAGAAUCCGUUCUUUUACAACAAGCUUUAACUCAAAAUCGCCUUCAGCAACGAGUAUGGACUAAAUGGUUUGCUAUCUAUGCUAUUUUAAUCUACUUGGCUUUAAACAUUACAUACUUCACACUGUUCCUUUCUCAUGAUUAUUUAAUUCGCACCUAUGCAGUGAUGAUUUCUUUAGCUUUGGGAGCUUUAUUGUAUGGAAUAUAUUGGCUUAUUUGUUGGUAUUUUCGAAAAGUUAUUCACAUGAAAGGUUCGUACGAAAUCGAUGAUCUAAGAAAGUUUGCUAAUUCGUUGUUUUAUGUAGAAGAGCGAUUGGCGUUGUUCAAAGAUCGAAAGCAGGAAUUGAUCGAAGAAGUAAAAACAAAAGAGACAUACGCAAAAGCAAAAUCUCUCUUGGAAAAAUACGGUGAAACAGUGACACCACCUGCUCCUCAACCAGCAACACUCACAACGACUGGAAAUGCCAACCCUGAUCUUCGUCAACGCGUAUCGAUCAGACCAGCAGCGCCUGGCACCGACAGACCAGCUGUCACUGUUGUAUCACCAAACAUCGGCCGAUUAGAGCCCACCAAUGCACAAACGCCAGCAGCAGCCGGACCGGUUCGCUUAAAUGGAAAUGCUACACCUGGGAAAUUACCACGAGCUAUCUUGCCACCACAACGAACAUUUUGGGGAGCGAUACUUGAUACUAUUGUCGGUGAUGGGCCAUCGAGACGAUAUGCAUUAAUUUGUAAAUCUUGCAACAGUCAUAAUGGCAUGGCAUUAGAAGAGGAAUUCGAAUAUUUAUCAUUUCGUUGCGCCUAUUGUAAUUAUUUUAACAGUGCUCAUAAGCAAAAGCCUGUUUUUCAUGGUGAUAUUGUCGCACAUGAUCCACCAGCGACAUCAGUUACUCCAACAUCAGAUGAGCCAACUACUACACGUACCGAUUUAUCUUCAUCAGAAUCAUCGGAUUCCCUUGAAGAUAACGGUACCACCAACACAGAUGCCCAUUUAACGAGACGAUCCAUUCGUUUGCCAGCAACAGAAGCUUCUUCUGAAUCUCCAGAAACAACACAUGAUCAUCAUCCCGAUUUGUCAUCGUCAUCAGAAGAGAAGAAUGUGAUUGCUUUUAACUUGCCAUUGUGCGAAUAUAAAAAUGUCUUCUCAGAUGAAGAGAAUAAACACGAAUUGAAUCCGAAUGAAUAUUACAAAAUGCGAUUGAAUCAUGUUCAACGAUUGAAGCAAUCGAAUGAAGUGGUUUAUCCACAUAAAUUUCAUGUUUCAAUAUCAUUAGAAGAUUUCGUUGAGAAAUAUUCCUAUUUAACCAAUGAACAAACCGGAGAAGACGAUAUGGUUUCUGUGGCUGGUCGAAUUUAUUCAAAACGAUCUCCUGGAAAGAAACUUUACUUCUACGAUUUACAUAGUGAUUCAGUUAAAAUUCAAAUUAUGGCUAAUAUCAAAUUCUAUCGGAAUGAAACUGAGUUUGCUGUUGUAAAUGAAAGAAUUCAUCGUGGUGAUAUUGUUGGAGUUAGGGGUAUUCCAACACGAACACGAACUGGAGAGUUAAGUCUAAUGCCGUUUGAGCUGAUAAUUCUGACACCAGCAUUGCAUCAAUUACCAUCAUUACAUUUUGGUCUCAAGGAUAAAGAAACACGUUUUCGUCAACGAUAUCUUGAUCUGUUAAUCAAUGAAUCUGUGCGGCAGAGAUUCAUCAUCAGAGCGAAAAUAAUCAAUUACCUACGACAAUUUCUCAAUGCCAUGGGUUUUCUAGAGGUUGAAACUCCGAUGAUGAACAUGGUCGCUGGUGGUGCUACUGCAAAACCUUUUGUUACAUUUCAUAAUGAUCUUCAAAUGCAAUUGUACAUGCGAAUUGCGCCUGAGCUCUAUCUCAAAAGACUAGUGGUCGGCGGUUUGAACCGUGUCUACGAAAUUGGCCGUGUUUUUCGCAAUGAAAGUAUUGACCUGACUCAUAAUCCGGAAUUUACAAUGUGUGAAUUCUAUAUGGCAUAUGCUGAUUACAAUGAUUUAAUGGAGAUUACAGAAAAAAUGAUUUCGGGUCUAGUUAAAGAUCUAUUUGGAACAUACAAAAUUCACUACCAUGUGAACGGACCUGAUCGAGAGCCCGUGGAAAUCGAUUUUACACCUCCAUUCAAACGGCUGAAUAUGAUGGAAGAUCUAGAAAAGGCAACUGGAGAAAAGUUUCCACCUGCAACCGAAUUAUUAACAUCAGAGUCUAAUCAAUUUUUUGAUAAUCUUUGUAACAACUACAAUAUCGAAUGCAGUCAUCCAAGAACGACUGCACGACUAAUCGACAAGUUAGCAGGCCAUUUCCUUGAAACCCAAUGUCUAAAUCCAACUUUUCUAUGCAAUCAUCCGCAGUUGAUGAGCCCACUGGCUAAAUACCAUCGUUCAAUGCCAGGUCUUACAGAACGGUUUGAAUUAUUCAUUUGCCACAAGGAAGCAUGCAACGCUUACACCGAAUUGAAUGACCCAAUAGUUCAACGCGAAAUGUUCGAAUUACAAGCAAAAGACAGAUAUGCAGGUGAUGCUGAAGCACAAUCGAUCGAUGAAGAUUAUUGCACAGCACUAGAAUAUGGGCUUCCACCUACAGCUGGAUGGGGCCUAGGUAUUGAAAGAUUAACAAUGUUACUUACCGAUAGUAAUAAUAUGAAGGAAGUUUUGCUAUUUCCAGCAGUUAAACCGUACAAUCAACAAUCGGAAGCACGGACUGAAUAA